AUGCCAUCGAGUCGGUACCACCUGCUGCAGCUGCAGCUGCUGCUCUGCACUUUUCUCCUAGUUGCUGGCCAGAGGAGUCCGGUGCGGGUUCCGCCCCAGGAUCUCCAGCUGCCCAACUUCGGAGGCGAAAGCUUCGAGAGAUUUGGCGGAGGAGCGAGAUCGGUAUCGGGAUCGGGAUCGGAAUCGAGUAGUGCGAGCAGUGAGAGCCAGGAGACCAGCGACGAGAUGCGGGAGCAGCUGAAGGAGCUCCUGGGCAACCAGCUCUCCAACGCCUUCGCCCCCUUGGCCACCACACCCUUCACCCGGCGACAACCGGGCAUUGUGUCACCCGCCUCGGGGACAGCAGCUCGCUCCCAGUUUGCCUCCGAUGCGGAUUCGGAUCCGGAUCAGGAUCAGGAACAGGAAGCCAAUGAGGAGGAGUCCCCGGAGGAGGAGGAGGGCAACGGGGAGGCGGAGGAGGGGGAGGAGGAGGCCACUCCCCAGCCCCAGCCACUGCCUCCCCCUCUUUCACAGCCUGCGGGCGGCGAGGAGGAGCCAACUGGGGGUCAGGUGGAGGAGGUCGAGGACUACAACGCCUGGCGCGAUAAUUUCUAUGACCUUAACGAAGAUGGCAGCUACGUAUAUGGUUACUCUAUUCCCCAUGGCGUUCGUCGCUGGGAAAGGGGUUUCUAUUCGAAGGAGCAGCAUGGUCAGGUGGUCCAGGGCUUCUACGUCCAGCCUCGCCACGAUUCCCAGGGACUGAGAUUCGAGCUGCGGUGCUACAGAGCCGAUUCCAAUGGCUAUCAGCCACUACCAGUGGAGUUCCUGAGGACGCCGCCAAUUGUGAGGCGCGAUGAGGUGCCCCAGGUUAAUUGCUUCCGCCUUCAGGGAUAACUGAAAAUCACACGUUGUGUGGUAGGUAACACUCAUAAAAAUGUAGCCUUAGAAAGUGUUUUUG
Drosophila suzukii is the source of this 937-nucleotide messenger RNA. RefSeq names its product death domain-associated protein 6. The record is from RefSeq and is a predicted model, not a curated record. Lineage: Eukaryota; Metazoa; Arthropoda; Insecta; Diptera; Drosophilidae.